AUGAUCGGAUUCAUGGACUAUAUUGUCCACGCCUUUGGGACGUCGACCGACUGGAAUCCUGACAACAGCUAUUCCUCCCUGACCGCAACCUCGGACGCAUUACUCACGUUUCAGACUCCCUCGACCUUGUCAUUACAUGUCUCGUCGCUGAGCACUCCGAACUUCGCGUCUUCAUACACCCUGUCGACGCUGGGACACAUCGAUGGCUCGAUAUCCUACCUCUACUCAAGCGUCCCAUUGGGCCAUGUCCCUUCCGAAGCACCUACCAUUCCAUUGAAGUAUUUGACUCCGGGAUACAGAGAUAUAAGGCUGCCCGUUGCGUUCGUACCGGGGCAAAAGAAGGGCCUACCCAAGUUUCUAAGUGAAGAUGGGAGGAAGCCAAUUUUGCUGCAUGCGACGCUGGAUCUUCCCCCUCCUUCAGUUUUGACGGCGUUAUAUGCACGUCGCAUAAGUCCCAAGACUCUUCUCUCCGUCUCCAUAUACAGCAAAUCAGCCUCGACUCCAGUGACAAAUUCUGGUCCUCCGCCUGCCUCGGUGCUUGCCCAUAUCCAGCACGACGCGGGCCAGUAUUCAGUCGAAGGACUGGGCUCGACAGACAAUGGUCUGCUCGGGGUCAGAGGUCUCUGGAAUUUCGGCCUCAGCCCACCGAAGACGCCAGUGAUCUCGCCAUCGAUUGCCCCUCCGUCGUCGCGAGUUGCAGGUGCAACAGACGGCUUUACAGAGUUCCUUUCUCCGGAACUGGGCUCUCCGCCACAAGCAGACGCAUUGACUGCAUAUCAAAAUCGUCUCGCCUCUAAGCCGUCGCUCCUGUCUGCGGGCGCAGAAUUCUACUACAGUCCUCUUACCCACGUAAUCGGCCUUUCGACGGGCUUGCGCUUCACCACCCUUACGCCGCAUAUAACACCAUCGGAGCCACUACCUCAACCGACUCCUUCUCCCAACAAGCCGCUGGCGGGAACGUCUGCUGCCAUCCUCUCUACGGCAUCCCACACUCUACUCACACCCUCAAACAUACCGCAUUCUUCAUUUCCCUACACCAUGACCUUGACUCUGACUCCGCUCACCGGAUCAAUAUCGUCCACUUACUCCGUGCGUCCAACAUCGGCCCUGUCCCUCUCGUCCAGAUUCGACUUUAAUUUUUAUUCAUGGGAGUCUCGAUAUGUUGUGGGUGGAGAAUUAUGGCGUCCUCGGCGCCGGCGGAACUCGUCUUCGUCUGCGCCCUUCCGAGAUCUGGAGAGUGACGCUACUGCCACCGGCUCUAACAACGAGACAAAUGCAGAUCCAAUUCAAUGGGCCCGCACUCUCACCAAAGACUGGUUCAGCCCGGCCGAGCGCUCGCUCAAGGAAACGCGAAUCGAACGGGAAGAAGAGAACGUGCUGAACUUUCGGGUCGAUGAUUCCUGGAAUGUCAAGGCGCUGUGGACCGGGAGAGUCAAGAGCCUGCUUGUGGAGGUUGGAGUCUCGGUAAGUCCUGUCAGCGGAGCUGCUGCUGGCGGAUUCAGGACCAGUGGCACCAGUGCGGGAACCGGGAGUGGGAAAAAAGGUGCUUCGUAUGACGGAGGGGGAGUCAAGAAAUGGACAGGCAAGGUGGGCGUGGGCAUUGUCUACUCAACCUGA
Messenger RNA from Fonsecaea erecta, 1617 nucleotides. RefSeq lists its product as hypothetical. Gene Ontology annotation, biological process: mitochondrial outer membrane translocase complex assembly; establishment of mitochondrion localization; protein insertion into mitochondrial outer membrane. The coding region runs from base 1 to 1617 and encodes 538 amino acids. The record is from RefSeq and is a predicted model, not a curated record. Gene Ontology annotation, cellular component: ERMES complex; SAM complex. Lineage: Eukaryota; Fungi; Ascomycota; Eurotiomycetes; Chaetothyriales; Herpotrichiellaceae. The transcript has a single exon.